GUUCGCGAACCAAAUAUUUGUUCAUACUUCGUAGCACCCUUGCAGGGAAAGUGUUCGCACCGAGCGUGGGAAAUAGAGUCCUCCUAACAAAAUAAUCAGCCAUUAUUUUGAGUAGAAUUUACAAAGAAGAAGAAGUGGGAAAAAGAAAAAGACAACAAUGGAAAACUGAGAGAGGAGUAGAGAAAGGGAGAGAGAGAUGCAAGGUCUCCAUCAUCAACAACAACAAUUAGCAGGACUUCUCUCUGUUGCACUCGCCAAAGACACUUCAUCAUCAACAAACCCUAAUAAAAUCACCAACACAACCACAGUUUCUGAAGAGGACGAUUCAGCUCGUCUCGCUGCCAUUAACUCACUUCAUAGAACCAUUCUGUACCCUCCUAACUCGUUACUUGUUUCUCACUCUUCUAAUUUCCUUUUUCAAGGUUUCUCCCAACUUCUCUUAGACAAGUCAUAUUCAGUUAGGAGAUGUGCUGCAAUUGCAUAUGGGGGAUUGUGUGCUGUGUUAUGUCCAAACCCUUUAACAAGUAACGGAAGACAAAAUCAUCAUGUCAUUAAUGGUGGUUUAGUUGAUAGGUUUAUUGGUUGGGCAUUUCCAUUGCUUAGAGAUGUUGUCGUUGGAGAUGGGAAUGCUGAAUUGGCAUUGGAAGCACUUAGAGAGUUUCUUAAUGCUGGAGAUGCAGUUGGAAUUGAAAGAUAUGUUUUACCGAUACUUAAAUCAUGUCAAGAGCUUCUUGAGGAUGAGAGAACCUCCUUGAGUAGAUUGCAUCAGCUUUUGGGUUUAUUGACUUUAAUUUCGGUUAAGUUUGUGAGGUGUUUUCAGCCUCAUUUUCUUGAUAUCAUCGACUUACUUCUUGGAUGGGCACUAAUACCAGACCUUCCGGAAUCUGAUAGGUUGGUUAUAAUGGAUAGUUUUUUGCAGUUUAGGAAACAUUGGUUGGGUAAUUUGCAGUUUUCGUUGGGGUUAUUGGCAAAGUUCCUAGGUGACAUGGAGGUUUUGCUUCAAGAUGGAAGCCCUGGAACUCCGCAGCAAUUUCGUAGACUGAUUGCUUUGUUAUCCUGUUUUCUGACAGUUUUACAAGUCACGGCUUCGGAAAUGCUAGAAAUGAAUUUACUUGAGCAGAUUAAUGAGCCUCUCACGAGGAUGCUUCCACAGUUGUUAGCGUGUCUAUCUAUGGUUGGAAAGAAAUUUGGGUGGUCAAACUGGAUUGGUGAAUCUUGGAGGUGUUUGACUCUGUUGGCUGAAAUUAUGGGGGAAAAGUUUUCUAACUUUUAUCCAGUGGCUUUUGAUAUCCUGUUUCAAAGUUUGGGAGAUGAUAGCAUCGCACCGCCUCUCGGUUUUCGUAAGGUUCCAUCGGCUCAUGUUCAUGGGAUGCUAAAAACUAAUCUUCAGUUAUUGUCUCUCCAAAAAGCAGGUGUCCAUCCAUCAUCUGUUCAGAAAAUUCUGCAGUUUAGUUCACCUAUAUCACAGUUGCGUUUGCAUCCUAGUCACCUUGUCACUGGAAGUUCUGCUGCUACCUACCUUUUCUUGCUUCAACAUGGAAAUGGAGAAGUUGCUAAACAGGGAGUUUUGUCCUUGAUCGAAGAGCUAGAGUUGUUAAAGGUCAUGCUUGCUAAUAUUAGCUACCGUGAACAUUCAGUCAGUGGCAUCACAAAUUCCAAGUCAUAUUCUGCACAUGAGCUAUUAGCAAUGGUUAAAUUUGACUUGAAAGUUUUGCGAAGUAGUAUUCCUUUGGGUGGUGAUGUCAGCGUGUUAGGCCAGCCUAAGAUAGCCCUUUCAUACCAAGAGAAGUCGAUUAAAUUGACAUCAUUUAUUGUUGAAAAAUUAAACCCUUUUGAAUCUCCUAUCCGAGGAUUUGUGGAUCUGCAGGUUAGCGUUGUAAGAACGUUGAGUGAGCUCAGUAAAGUUGAAAUUUCAAGCAAGUUUGCUAUGACAGAAUACUCAAGCAAGACAGAUUCAACUGGUGUUAUAGCUGGCAAGCUGUUUCGUGAAAAUGGUCCAAAUGAUGGACAUUGUAUUGUGGUUGUUGAAUACUUGAGGAAGUACAGCUCCCUUCUUGUUAAAUCUCUUCAGGCUUCUUCUCCUCUGACAAUUAAACUAGAAGGCCUAAAAUGGGUUUGCAGCUUCUGCGAGGUUGUUAUAACUGCGUAUGAGAAUGCAAAAUUGGUAAACUAUUUAUGUGCACAAGAGCAUAUUGGUCCCUGCAGUGAUUUGCUUUUUGCAGUUCUGGAUGCAGCUUCAGAUCGGGAACUGAAGGUGAGGUUUCAUGCCGCAUAUGUUUUGGAACUUUUACUGCAAGCAAGACUUGUGUAUUGUGGAAGCUUCUCCUCCAUUGCAGAAGUCGCCCUUGAAAAACUUGGUGAUCCAGAUGUUGCUACUAAAAAUGCAUUUGUGAGGGUGCUUUCUUUUGUCUUGCCUGCUACAGUUUAUUCAUAUGGGCUGAUUGAUUACGAAGCAAGCUUCUCAUCCGGGCCUGGCGUUCUCAGGGUCGGCAAUAGAUCGAACCUUCAUUGGAAGAAAGUAUUUGCUUUCAAGCAGUUACCCCAACAAAUCCAGUCACAGCAACUUAUUUCCAUCUUGAGUUACAUCUCCCAGAGAUGGAAAGUGCCCCUUUCUUCUUGGAUCGAGCGCCUUAUAAAUAGAUGCCAUGCCACAAAGGAAUCUGUUCCAAGUCAAAUGGAAGAAACAGGAACUCUCAGUGCUGAUUGUCUUUGGGUGGACAUACAUGUAGAUGGUGACAUGCUGAAUAAAAUUUGCUCUGUGAACAGCCUGGCUGCUGUUUGGUGGUGUAUACAUGAAGCAGCUAGAUACUGCAUUAUAACCCGUGUCCGAACUAACCUAGGUGGACCCACUCAAACUUUCGCAGCCUUGGAGCGCAUGCUCCUAGAGAUAGCACAUUUGCUUCAGCUAGAAACUGAACAAAGUGAUGGUAACCUGACUUUGGGUUCAUCUGGCGCUCACUUGUUGCCCAUGAGGUUACUGUUGGAUUUUGUCGAAGCACUAAAGAAAAAUGUAUAUAAUGCUUAUGAGGGCUCUUCUGUUUUAGCAUGUACUACGCGGCAGAGUUCCUUGUUCUUUCGAGCAAAUAAGAAGGUGUGCGAGGAGUGGUUUUCUCGCAUAUGUGAACCCAUGAUGAACGCUGGAUUGGCAUUGCAUUGUCACUCUGCUACUUUUCAUUUUUGUGCAUUGCGCUUGCAGGAGUUUCGUAAUCAUGUGACAUCAGCUCUUAAGGACAAAUCUCGGACUCAGGUAUCUGAGAACCUCCUUAGUCUAAGAGCUAGAUAUGCAGGAGACAUUUUCAGGGUUUUACGCCAUGCGUCCUUGGCUUUGUGCAGGAACUAUGAACCAGAGGCUUUAAUUGGACUUCAAAAAUGGGUCUCAGUGACAUUCUCAUCCUUGUUUUCGGAGGAAAACCAGGUUAUAGGCCAUAGUGGAGUGAUUGGCCCCUUUUCAUGGAUCACAGGACUUGUAUAUCAGGCGCAGGGGCAGUAUGAAAAGUCUGCUGCUUACUUUACUCACCUACUUCAGACUGAGGAAGCACUCAGUUUCAUGGGUUCUGAUGGUGUGCAGUUUGUUAUAGCACGCCUGAUAGAUAGCUAUACAGCGCUUUCUGAUUGGAAGUCUCUAGAAUCCUGGUUGUCAGAGUUGCAGUCACUUCGUGCUAGGUAUGCUGGGAAGAGUUAUUCUGGUGCUCUGACUACGGCUGGCAAUGAAAUUAAUGCUCUUCAUGCUUUAGCCCGGUUUGAUGAGGAAGAUGUUGCGGGGGCAUGGGCAUACCUCGAUUUGACUCCUAAAAGUAGCAGUAAGCUCACACUUGAUCCUAAACUGGCCCUCCAGAGAAGUGAGCAGAUGCUUCUGCAAGCAAUGCUUCUUCAUAGCGAUGGCAAGGUAGAUAAGGUGCAAAAGGAAAUAGAGAAGGCCAAUUUGAUGCUAGAAGAAGUCUUAUCCGUUCUUCCGCUUGAUGGUUUAACUGAAACUGCCCCAUAUGCUACCCAGUUGUACUGCAUCGCCGCGUUUGAAGAAGGCUAUAAACUUUGUGGAAACCAAGAUGAAUCAAAGCAACUUCAAGCAAGUCUACGUUUGUUUGAUCAAGUGGCACAGUCUCCAAUUAGUAGGGUUCGUCAAGACUGUAAUUUGUGGUUAAAAGUUUUUCGUAUUUAUCGUGCCGUACACCCAGCUUCCCCAACAACAUUGCAAUUCUCUCAGAAACUAAUAAGUUUAGCUCGUAAACAGAGUAAUUUGAUGAUGGCAAACCGUCUGUGCCAAUAUCUCAGCGAUCAACUUUCAAGUUUCUCCAAUUCAAAGCAUCAUGACUUGCUUCUGAAGAGUUUACAGUAUGAACAUAUCCUGUUGAUGUAUGCCGGAAACAAGUUUGAAGAUGCUUUUACAAAUCUUUGGUCAUUUUUGCACUCUUUUAUGUUGGAGCCAGAAACAUCAAUUUCUGACACUGGCAUUAGUAAUCUGAAGGCUAAGGCAUGCUUAAAACUUUCAACUUGGUUGAGACGGGAUUAUGCAGAUGUAAGUUUGGAAAAAGUUGUUUAUAACAUGCAUGAAGAUCUCAAAACAUUCAGUAAUUGUUCUGACAGUGCAUCUGGAGUCUCCGUCAGUAACCAGAACCUAUCCUCGCCCCCAAGCUUUAGUCUUAUUCGUGAAGAAAUUGUGGGCACAGUUACUAAAAUGUCUUCUCUUUUCUGCCCCACUAUGGGUAAAGCAUGGGUUUCUUAUGCCUCUUGGUGUUACAGCCAAGCUAGAGUCUCCCUCUCUGCUCCACGUGAUAUCCUUCUUCAGUCAUGCUCCUUUCCCACUCUCCUUCCAGAAAUUCAACCUGAUAGGUUUCAGUUGACCAGCAGAGAGAUAUCAACAGUGGAAGCUAUAAUAACAAAGGUUUUUCUGAAAAGAAGAGAUGUAAACAGUCUGAAUGUUGCAAGUGGAGAGCAGGUUGUUUCACCUGAUUCUGGUGAAGAUUUGGAAAAAGAGAAUUCUGUGAAGGAAUUGGUUGAGCAGGUAGUGAAGGUUAUUGAAUUUACACAGGUAAAACCCGGAGUGGAAGAAGCUGGGGACGCAAGCCACGCUAAGGCACUCAGUUCUCAGUUGCAGAAGUCUUUCCUCCAUGUGGAUGCUGGCCUAGAUGAAGCUGAUAUUUUAUCUUCAGUUCAGGAAUUGGUUGAGGUUUGGCGGUCGCUGAAGCGCAGAAGGGUUUCACUGUUUGGAUAUGCGGCGCAUGGUUUUAUGCAAUACCUUUCACAUUCAUCCUCCAAGCUAUGGGAGGGUCAGUUCGCAAGCCCCGAUCUAGAUUCUGCGAAACAAAAGUCCGGAAGCUGCACACUCAGGGCGACGCUAUAUGUGUUAAACAUUCUUCUCAAUUAUGGAGUGGAGUUAAAAGACACGCUUGAAGCUGGGCUUUCCACAGUUCCAUUAUUACCCUGGCAGGAAAUUAUUCCCCAGCUUUUUGCUCGGCUAAGUUCUCAUCCUGACCAAGUAGUUCGAAAGCAACUAGAGGGCCUGUUGAUGAUGCUAGCAAAGCUAUAUCCUUGGUCCAUAGUUUACCCUACACUUGUCGAUAUAAAUACUUAUGAAGGGGAACCUCCUGAGGAGCUUGAGCACAUACUUGGUUGUUUGGGAAAUCUUUACCCAAAACUAGUUUCGGAUGUUCAACUAGUGAUAAAUCAGUUAGGAAAUGUGACUGUUCUUUGGGAGGAACUGUGGCUUAGCACACUCCAAGAUCUGCAUGCAGAUGUUAUACGGCGCAUAAAUAUGCUCAAGGAGGAAGCUUCGCGGAUUGCUGAGAAUCUCACUCUUAGCCAUAGUGAAAAGAACAAGAUAAAUGCUGCUAAAUACUCGGCGAUGAUGGCUCCCAUUGUUGUGGCCUUGGAGCGUCGUCUAGCUUCAACUUCCCGCAAGCCUGAAACCCCACAUGAGAUAUGGUUUCAUAAGGAGUACGGAGAACAAUUAAAAACUGCCAUUUUAAACUUUAGGUUGCCUCCAGCAUCAACAACAGCUCUUGGAGAUGUGUGGCGACCUUUUGACACUAUUGCAGCUUCUUUAGCAAGUUAUCAGAGGAAGACAUCAAUCAUUAUGGGUGACGUUGCACCGCAGUUGUCUCUGCUAUCGUCCUCUGAUGUUCCAAUGCCUGGUCUUGAGAAGCAAAAUACACCUGAAUCUUCUGAGAAUUCUACCGUCAAUCAUCAGAGAACUGUAACUAUUGCUUCUUUUGCCGAACAAAUCACUAUCCUAUCUACCAAGACUAAACCUAAGAAAAUUGCUAUACUGGGAUCAGAUGGCCAGAAGUAUACAUAUCUCCUGAAAGGCAGGGAGGACCUGCGUCUUGAUGCUAGAAUUAUGCAGCUCUUGCAAGCUAUUAAUGGGUUUUUGCAUUCGUCCCCUGAUACACGUCGUCGUUCACUUGGCAUUCGUUAUUAUUCCGUGACACCUAUUAGUGGUCGCGCUGGUCUUAUCCAAUGGGUUGACAAUGUAAUAAGUAUAUAUAGCGUCUUCAAAUCUUGGCAGAGCCGUGCUCAGUCAGCACAAAUGUCAGCGAUGGGUGCUGGCAAGAUACACAGUGCAGUUCCUCCACCUGUCCCUCGGCCGAGCGAUAUGUUCUAUGGGAAAAUUAUACCAGCGCUCAAAGAGAAAGGUAUAAGGAGAGUAAUCUCAAGAAGAGACUGGCCCCAUGAAGUCAAGAGAAAAGUUCUUUUGGAUCUUAUGAAGGAAACCCCUAGGCAGCUUCUUCACCAAGAGAUGUGGUGUGCCAGUGAAGGAUUCAAAGCGUUCAGCUCCAAGUUAAUGAGGUAUUCUGGUAGUGUAGCAGCCAUGAGCAUGGUUGGACACAUACUGGGCCUAGGGGAUAGACAUUUAGAUAAUAUUCUAAUGGAUUUCUAUAGUGGAGAUAUUAUCCAUAUAGAUUAUAAUGUUUGCUUCGACAAGGGGCAAAGGUUAAAGAUUCCAGAGAUUGUCCCUUUCCGCCUUACCCACAUGAUUGAAGCAGCCUUGGGGUUCACAGGAAUUGAGGGGACCUUUAGAGCCAACUGUGAAGCAGUUAUUAGUGUCUUGAGGAGGAACAAAGACAUAAUCUUAAUGUUGUUAGAGGUGUUUGUUUGGGACCCACUAGUAGAGUGGACACGAGGGGAUGGCCAUGACGAAGCUGUGAUUGGUGGUGAGGAAAGAAAGGGCAUGGAGUUGGCAGUUAGCUUGAGUUUAUUCGCAUCUCGAGUUCAAGAAAUCCGUGUACCUUUACAGGAACACCAUGACCUGUUUUUGUCUACCUUACCUGCUAUUGAAUGUGCGCUUGAGAGGUUUUCGGAUGUUCUUAACCAAUAUGAAGUUGUUUCUGCCAUCUUCUACCGUGCUGACAAAGAGAGAUCUAACCUUGUACUGCACGAGGCAUCUGCAAAGUCUAAUGUUGCAGAGGCAACAUGUAAGUCAGAGAAAGCACGUGCCUCCUAUGAGGUUCAGGCUCAUGAGUUUGCUCAAGCAAAAGCUGCGGCAGCUGAGAAAGCCAAAGAGGCAGCUGUAUGGCUGGAACAACAUGGAAGAGUUCUAGAUGCUUUGCGAAAUGGUUCAAUUCCUGAGGCUCAAGCAUGCAUGAAGUUGGGUGGCAUGAAAGAGGCUUUAUCCCUUACAUCUGCUGUCCUGGUAACAAGUGUCCCAUUGACAAUUGUCCCUGAGCCAACACAAGCACAAUGCAAUGAUUUAGAUAGGGAGGUUUCCGAGCUUAUAACCGAUUUAGAAGGUGGACUUUCCUGUGCAGUAAAAUCACUCCAGGCGUAUGCACUGGCAUUGCAAAGAACUCUACCGUUGAAUUACAUAACAACAAGUCCGAUACAUGGCUGGGCACAAGUUCUCCAGCAAUCAUUAAGUACACUUUCAUCAGAAACUCUUUCUCGUUCCAGAAGACAAGCAUCUGACCUAAUUGUGAAAGCACAUGGGGAUGCUCUUGAUUCGGUCCAGCGAAGGUAUGAUGAGCUGUGUCUGAUGGUGGAGAAAUAUGUUAUCGAGAUAAAGAAAGUCGAGCAAGAGUGCUCUGAACUGGUGAACUCUCUUGGCUCAGAAACUGAGGCCAAAGCUAAGGAUCGUCUUUUAUCUGCUUUCAUAAAGUAUGUGCAGUCAGCUGGUCUUUCAAGGAGAGAAGAUGAUGUAUCACAUGGCACAACUAGGGAACCCAGGUUGCAGGAAGAAUUCGAAGAGAAGAAGGAAAAAGUAUUAUCCGUUCUACAUCUUGCAGCUACUGGUCUUUAUGCUGAAGUUAAAGAUAAGAUUCUCGAAACCUUGAGUAGUUUUAGUGGAAGAAGCGGAUGGAGACGUGCAGAAGAGAGUGUGCAAGCUGAUUCAGGAAUCAUUUGCUCUGAGUUUGAGGAGCAAAUAGAGAAGUGCUUGCUUGUUGCAGGGUACAUUAAUGAGAUUCGACAUUUUAUUGACAUGGAUGUACCGAGUACAGAUAAUGACCCUGCAAAGUAUUAUUCAGAAGGGAACUGGGCUUCAAUUUUCCAGGCUGCUUUACUCUCAUGUAAGAUCUUGGUUGGAAAAAUGACUGAAGCUGUUCUUCCCGAGAUAAUUAGGUCAGUCGUUUCAUACAAUUCAGAAGUUAUGGAUGCAUUUGGAUCCGUUUCACAAAUUCGGGGGUCGAUUGAUAUGGCACUCGAACAACGUGUUGAUAUCGAAUUAGAGAGGGCAUCCUUGGUAGAGCUUGAACAGAACUACUAUGCGAAGGUUAGUCACAUCACAGAAAGGCAAUUGGCUCUUGAAGAGGCUACACUUAAGGGUAGAGAUCAUCUUUCAUGGGAAGAAGCAGAAGAGCUUGCAUCUCAAGAGGAAGAUUGUCGAGCACAGUUAGAUCAGCUCCAUCAAACAUGGAGUCAGAAGGAUAAGCGAACGUCAUCUUUAGUGAGGAGGGAGUUUGAUGUUAGAAAUGCACUGGUUUCUUCUGAACGCUGUUUCCUAUCUCUAAUUAGUAAUGAACAAGGAACUGAUCCACAUAUCUUCAGAAGCAAAGUCCUUCUGGCUAAAUUAGCCGAACCCUUUUCUGAGUUGGAAUCUAUUGAUCAAAUUAUAUCCACUUCUUGUGCCCAUCCUCCAUCUUACUCGUAUGGGUCGUCUAAUGUGGUUGAUUUGAUGACCUCUGGCUAUACAGUAGCAGACUUGGUCUGGAAGUUCUCCAGUUUACUAAACAAUCACUGCUUCUUCAUCUGGAAAGUGGGUAUCAUGGAUGCGUUUCUUGAUUCUUGCAUACACGACAUAUCUUCUUCUAUGGAUCACAGUUUCGGGUUCGAUCAACUGUACAAUGUUUUGAAGAAGAAGCUUCAGACACAACUUCAAGAGCAUAUAGGUCAAUACUUAAAAGAACGUGUAGGUCCUGCUUUUCUGGCUUGUUUGGAGCAAGAAAGUGAACACCUAAAAAAACUAGCUGAGGGAUCAAAAGAAGUUGGCCGUGAACAGUUAAGAAGGGAAGUUGAUACCGUGAAGAAGGUGCAGCUUAUGCUUGAGGAGUACUGUAAUGCACACGAGACUGCUAGAGCUGCAAGGUCAGCAGCUUCCACUAUGGCAAGACAGUUGAGUGAUCCCAAGGAGUCUCUUUGUAAGACAAUCUUUGAGAUUGUUCAGAUGGAAUGGUCACACAAUAUUUCCGUACCAUAUCUACAUAAAAACAGGGACCUCUCUCAGGAUUUUCUUGGUAGUGAUAAUAAUGUAUACCCCAUAAUUCUAAACCUCGACAGAUCAAAAUUGUUGGAAAGUUUGAAAUCAUCAGUCUCGUCGAUUGCCAGAUCAGUGGAGGGCCUGCAAACUUGUGAAAGGACUUCUGUUUCAGCAGAGGGACAGCUUGAAAGAGCCAUGGGGUGGGCUUGUGGUGGUCCAAAUCCUAGUGGAAAUACUUCAGUCAAGAGUUCAGGAAUCCCCCCAGAAUUUCAUAAUCAUCUUAUGCUGCGAAGGCAGCUGCUCUGGACAGCAAAAGAGCAGGCAUCAGAUAUAAUUAAAGUCUGCACAUCCAUAUUAGAGUUUGAAGCAUCUCGAGAUGGUGUCUGCCUGAUGCCAGAUAGGAGUGCUGGUGAUGAAAGAAACUGGCAGCAACCGUACCUGAAAACCAUAUCGAGACUGGAUGUUACUUAUCAUUCAUUUACUCGUGCCGAACAGGAGUGGAAGCUGGCUGAAAGCAGUAUGGAAGCCGCUGCCAAUGGCCUUUUUUCUGCUACUAAUGAACUUUCUAUUGUAUCUGUUAAAGCAAAGUCAGCGUCAGGUGAUUUGCAAGGCACACUUGUAGCAACGAGGGAUUAUGCCCAGCAAGCCAGUGCAGCACUGUCUGCUUUUGGUCGCAUUACAAGGGGCCAUACAGCUUUGACAUCUGAAUGUGGUUCAAUGCUUGAAGAGGUUCUGGCAAUCACAGAGGGGCUGCACGAUGUUCAUAGUUUGGGAAAAGAAGCUGCUGCAGUACACAGUGCUCUUAUGGCAAAUUUGUCAAAGGCAAACGUGAUACUUCUGCCUCUUGAAUCAGUGUUAUCUAAAGAUGUAGCUGCCAUGAAUAAUGCUCUUUCUAGGGACAGAGAGAGCAAUAUAGAUAUUCCUCUCAUUCAUGGGCAAGCUAUAUAUCAGUCCUACUAUUUGAAGCUCAAAGAAGUUCGUCAGUCGUUGAAGCCCUUGGUACCAUCACUUACUUUAUCCGUGAAGGAUUUACACUCCAUGUUGAUGAAAUUAGCACGAACUGCAAGCACGCACGCAGGCAAUUUGCAUAAUGCUCUAGAAGGUCUAGGAGAAAGCCAGGAAGUAAGGUCACAAGAUAUUUCCUUUUCAAGGUCGGACCUUACAGAUGAUGCGGGUAUUGUGGAUAACAAGGAGAUGACUAUAUCACCCUUAACUAGCCAAUCUCGUAGUCCUGAGAAUCUGGAUGUUAGUGGAUUCUCGUUGCAAGGCGAAGGAUGGAUCUCUCCUCCUGAUAGCGUCUACAGUAGUAACUCAGAAUCUGGGAGUACCUCAGCUGAUACAAGUCUUCUUGAAAAUGUUAAUGAUGAAGCUGGUGAGGCAGAUCAUGAGUUCAGCAGCAAUGAAGUUGCAGGGUGUUCAAAUGUCGACAAACGUCCAUCACAUCAGGAGGCAGAUUCCCAAUAUCCAGGUCUCAAGGACAAUGACAGUUUAAUACAACAUACUCCAGUCAAAAACAAGCAACCUGACGUUUUGGCGGAGGUCGAGGGGGAAAUUUCCGAUGUUGAUCCUCAGCAUUCUUCAGGUAACGAAAAGUCAGAGGAGGUGAAUAUUGAUAUUGGAGAUGAAACAAUUGCCGUGAACCAAGUCAAAGAGAAUUAUCGUAAUAAGGAAGCUCUCGCACUAUCUGUGGAUGUUGCAACUCGCAUUACAAGGAGUAAAAACCCGUAUGCAUUGUCAGUGCUGAAGCGAGUUGAUAUGAAACUAGAAGGCCGAGAUAUUGAAAAGGGCAGGGAAAUUACUAUUGCAGAGCAAGUGGAUUAUCUUCUUAAGCAAGCUACCAGCGUGGAUAAUCUUUGUAACAUGUAUGAAGGUUGGACACCAUGGAUUUGAACCUAUUUCAUAUUAUCAUGCCUCAGAGUGGGGAGAAGGGUAUCCUUUGCAGUAUCCGGAGAUUGAGAGGACCUGGCAAUAUUUGGCAGUUGAUCUGGAGAGUUUGAGUAAAAAGCAAAAUUUUGAUAAUACUUCCUUGAAUGAAGUCCAAACAUCUUUCACACCCGAGAUCCCCUCUCAGAUGAAAGCAUGCGCUUGCAGAGUUGGGUGGAGGACAGCGCUGAAACACUCGUGGUUUAUCUGCGUCAUCACUGGGAAGGCUGUACUGAAUAGCAUGCUCUCAAGUGGUAUCUUCGUAGACGGAGAACUUGAUGAACAUGAAAACCAAAUCAAUGAAAAUUCCACCUUCAGUUACAGGCUUACAGCUACUUCCUACACUGUUAGAAAGUAGUGUGUCAAGGUUUUGUGGUGGAACCUGCUUUAGGUAUUCACACUCCGAACAAUAACAUCUUUUGAGGACAUUUACCUUCAUAGAUGUAAUCCACAUACAUGGAUCCCAUGUAAAACUACAUAGAAGUGAAAUAGUAUAGUUGUCCUUUGUUUAUAGUUAACAAGAAGAGAUGCAUUGAUUACACAGGGAAGGGUUGUGCUCAUCCACAGCAAAUUUGUAUCUUUUCAGUCAGUCUAUGAGAUCUGUUGUAUAUCUGUUGUUAGUUUAGUAGUUUUAGUGAUUUACAUUGUAUAUAUUUACUAAAUUCUGUGUUCUAAAGAAACCGUUUGAUGCC
Messenger RNA from Papaver somniferum (opium poppy), 12243 nucleotides. RefSeq lists its product as uncharacterized. Bases 197 to 11518 code for a protein of 3773 amino acids. Gene Ontology annotation, biological process: phosphorylation; nuclear-transcribed mRNA catabolic process, nonsense-mediated decay. Gene Ontology annotation, molecular function: protein binding; protein serine/threonine kinase activity. Lineage: Eukaryota; Viridiplantae; Streptophyta; Magnoliopsida; Ranunculales; Papaveraceae. The transcript is spliced from 15 exons. Gene Ontology annotation, cellular component: nucleus. The record is from RefSeq and is a predicted model, not a curated record.